Mycena citricolor is the source of this 876-nucleotide messenger RNA. The record is from the annotation of a GenBank genome assembly. Lineage: Eukaryota; Fungi; Basidiomycota; Agaricomycetes; Agaricales; Mycenaceae.
AUGUCCAUUCUCCCUCGCCUCUACUCUCUGCACAGACGACCCUGCUCUGACAGAGACCUUGCCACCAUCCUCGAGUUCCGGAAUGCGCUUCGAAGACACUUGGAGCUCCCGAUGUGGAAUUCGAUUCUUCCGCAGCUAAGUUCGGAGCGGUAUCUCAAGGAGCAGAAGAUGUACGCCUCACUGAAGGCUUCUCUGGCCCGCUUUGACGAGCUUCUACGCGCCGGCAUCCAUCGGCUCCCGGCUGACGUCCUCAGCCUCAUAUUCCGUAAAGUGGUUCUCUCCUGUGCCACCGGCCACUCCACUGUGCAGGCGUCCAUACUAGCCGGUGUGACGCGUCAAUGGCGCUUGAUCCUGCUUGCUGAAUGCAACGCGGAUCUGUGGACCCACGUUGAACUGCACGUCGCACGGCCCUGGAUGCCGUUCUUCACGCGCUUAUGUUUCAACCGAGCCGGCACUCAACAUCUUUCGCACAUCACCGUUCUCGUGCAGCGCGAGUUCUGUCCGUACGCCGUAGCAGAUGCGAUCAAGCUCAUCACCACACGCCUCCGCUACACCAAAUCUUUGCGGAUCCACUUCGAAGACGAGGCCUUGCCACCGGUGGAUCAGCCGCGAGCCAAGUACAAGUUCUGGCCGAUUCCGAAAGCGGCGAGCUGGGAGGACGAGAAUUAUCCUCUGGACGAGUUUGAGUUCGACGUUCCGAAGGGCAGCGAGGUGGAUGUUUGGCUGGCAGAGUUCCUUUGGCGUGCGGGAAAGCUCGAUCGGCGUGGCAGGCCAAUCAGAAGGCUCGUGGAAGACAUAUUAGAGCUACCCACGUGGCAGGAGAGAGAGGAAAUUGAAGUGGCGAAAUCGAGAGCGAAGUUUACGAAGACGAUCUAA